AUGAUUCAUGUCAGUUUCGAUGGCCUUGCUAUCCUAAAAUUUUCCGGUACUCUUGUAACGAAAAACUUGAAGGAAUUCCCGAAAUUGGCUACCGAUGGCAACGGUCCCGCCAAAGCCAAAACAUCGGAGAAAGGCACCAAGCGCCGCGCGGAUAACGGCAACGAUGCUGCAGCUGCUGCUGUUCUCACGUUCUCAGCAGAGCCCUCCGGUCCCUCUUCGACGGGAAAUCAAAAUCCACACCAUGCUCAAUCAGCGCUUGACAGUGCUGCAGCCGCUGGCUCUGCUCCCACCGCUGGCGGCAGGGCCGCCGCCGACAUUGGCGCUGAGGCCGCCGCUGUGGCGGAGGUGAAGCACCUCACGGGCUCGGCUGAGGCGCCGGAGGCGGCCGGACCCAAGGGUAAGAAGCAAAAGGUUGCUGCAACUUACCCCGCCACCGCUGGUGCUGCAACAGCCGCCAACGGCAAGCCAAACGCGGAUAGGCCAGCAGUGGCAUCAGUAGCGAAGGCGGUUCAAAAGUCUACGGCAGCAAGCAAAGCAGCAGCGGCGGAAGCCGCAACAACCGGUCAUGGCAACAAGCAGCAGCAGGGCAAGGACAAGAAACUAACAACACCAGCAGGAAUGGAAGGGCAGGCGGCCGAUGACGGUGAUGAUGGCUAUGACAGCAAAGCGGAUGCCGGCGGCAGUAAAGCACGUCGUAAUGGCAGUACAGUCCGUAGAGCAGUCCAGAGAGUGAAGAGCUACAAGGAAUCAGGGAACGAGGAUGACGAGGACCAGGAGGAGGCAGACGAGACUGCUAAAGUAAAGGACGCUGUUACCGAGGAGGAUGCGCUUCAAUCGACAGGGCCCCCGGCGGCAGCGGUGGCAGCGACAACGGGUGCUGCGGCAGGCCUCAUGCGGAGUCUGUUGGGCUUCUCUCUGGUGGAUGCCGAGGGGCGGCCCGAGCCCCUGGACAGACUGGGUAGUUUGCAGGGCGGAGGACUAUUCAUAACAGCAGCAGCAGCAGCAGCUUCCGUAAGCUUGUGUCGGGUUACCCGAGUUGGGCCGGUCCUUGGGUGGCGCAUCAAGUACUCGGUCGCUGCAGAUCCACGGUUGGUAUUGCACACCGCGCUGGCUCAUUACGAAUGCGCCAAGCCGGCAGCGUCCUACCGAAAACUGCUGGAGCCUCUGCUGGCCCAGGUGGAGCUGGCGGGUGCCGUACAUCAGGCGCUGUGUACGGAGACGGGCGGGCGAUUGGAUUCGACGUUCGAGGACGUUUGCUGUCGGGUGGCGCGAACCAAGGUGUCCAAGCAGUACGGCGGAGCCCGCUACGCACUGAAGCUCAACGGGCGUUUCAUACUCGAACAGCUUGCGGCAAUGGCGGGAACUGCCGGGUCUCACAUCGUCGUCGGAGCAGACAACGGCGGGAAGGACAAGCAGCCGGCGGACAACAGCAAAGCUGCGGCUGCUGCCGCAGCUGACAAGUACUCGUACGACAAUGGGCCCUUUGCACGUGGCCUACGUCAGGCGCUGGAAACCGAGGACCACAUGCCGCUCUCCAAAGACGCCCUGGCGAUGAUCAUGGGUCGUGGAGGAGGAGGAGGAGGAGGUGGAGGCAUUCGUAUCGCGACGGACGGCGGCGGCGGCCGCGAUGCCGAGACAGGCGGUGACGGCGGAGGUGGUGGCGGUGGCGGUGGCGGUACGACAGUCGAUGAUGAUUACGAGAUGGCAUGCCGGCUGAUGGCUGAGGAAUACGCGGAGCACAUGAAUGGUGGCAGGUAUGUUCCGCCGUUGCGCGGGGUCGGGCGCCGGCGGCGCGGGGCUGGCUCUAAGGCGGCUGGCGGCGGCUGCAGUAACAGCAAGGAGCCGUACAUUCAAGUACGGGAAGAAGAGAUUGCAGAUGACUACCCGGAGCCCAAAGAGUACAAGGGCGAGGAGGACCAGGACGAAUGGGACGAGCUGAUUCUGGAGGAUCCGGAGCUGCUGGGUUGCGGUUUUCAUGGCGCGGACGAACGCGACAGCAGCCGUACGUUGGAUCAUUUCGCCAUCUACAACUCCGAUGUGCGGGGGAUGGCGCGUAUGGGACAUGUGUGGGGACAUGGAUUCCUGACCACCCUGGAGCUGGUGCCCAUGGUGGCGGGCCUGGAUGCCAACGUCAACAUCUUUGCCAGCGGCGUGCUCGCGGAAGACACGGGAGACUGGGGGCCCGCAGCUGCGCCUGAGGCAGUUGAUGCUGAGGCGUCGGGCUGCGGUUCCGGAGCUGGUGGAUCCGGAUCCGGGGGAUCUGCUUCCUGUGGUGGUCAACGGUAUUUCUUGACCCAGAUCCGGGAAUGGUUUGUGGAGUGCGGUCCGGAGGGCCAGGUAGUGAUCAACAUUCGUACGGACGUGUCGUGGUACCGCCUCCUGAGGCCCCAGAAGCGCUACGCGCCGUGGUUCCGUGUCGUACAGCGCGCUGCCAACGUUGCCGUACAGAUCCUCAAAUGGUUGGACGAGCAAGAUCGUGCAGCACGUCUUUACUUCCCCGAUGUGAUCACCCGUUUGUCCUCUCUUGCCCCGGGACACGAGGCGUACAUCAGGGCCAAGGUGGAAGCAGUGGAACGCUUCGUGGUGGUGCAUGGCCAGGUGGUCCUCAACCUCAUAGGCCGCCACUACAAAGACGCCAUUCGUCGCUGUGGAUUUGGAAAGGCCCUGAGAGUCAAGCUGGGAGAGCGACGACACCGCAAACUGGGGAAGCCUUCCGCGGCGGGUGGGGCGCGCAGGGGAGGCAGAGGAGCGACAGCGGCUGCGGGUGGGGCGGGCUCUGGGAUGGCGGCUGCGAAGGAGAACCCUGUCAAGCUCCGCCAAGUCCGUAAGGCCAAGAAGCCCGAGCCCAUGCCGGCCACGUCCACAGCACAGGUUCGCCGUAUCUGGUCGGACUAUUUCACCGCUUUGGACGAGAUUCAAAGGAAGCAGCAGCUCAAGAAGGAACAGGAGCUGCAGCAGCAGAACGGCGACCAACAGCAGCUGCAGGAAGAGAAGGAGCAGAAGAUGGAUGUGGACAGCGAGCCCGCGGCGGGAGCACCAGCAGCACCAGCACCAGCACCAGUGCAUGCUGCUCCUGUGGCAGCAGCGGAGUCGGCAGCAGGGGUUUUCCGGCUCCCAAAGAUUCUGUCCAAGUCAUGGGUGCUGACAGAGCGCCGGACGGUGGACGAGGCCACAGGCCGUACGAUGUACGGCGCAGCUACAUGUGGCGAUCUUAAACUGACCCCAGGGUCGAUUAUCCGCCUCGGUAUAGUCCCGCAGCUGCUUGGCGGCCGCCGCUGCCGCCGUCGUGUGGCCGCUGCCGCCUCCGACGGCAGUGAUGACGACGAGGGUGAUGGUGCCAGCGAAGGCGACACCGCAGAGUCCGAUGACGGAGGCGAAAAGGACUCCAGUGGCGGCGGCGGCGGCACAGGCGGUACGGAUGCUGCGGCAGCGGCCGCAGCGGCGUCGGCACGCCGUUGGGCGGUUCUGACCGAAGGCCCGUUUGGCCUUGUCCAGUGCAUCUUCACGGACAAGGAGUACAAGGAGGGAGGAGCUGUGAGCCCCACACGCGACUCCAGAUUCCUGUUGUUGACUUCUUUCAACGUUUUCCAGUUGCUUCUUCCGCCAUGGAAGGGGCGUGUGGGUCGAGGGCGACAGGGCUUUCAAUUGGGGGACUCUGUUGCCCCCGGCGUGUCAGCAUUCCCUUUCCCUCUCCGCCUCCUUCAAUCGCCUGCUCUAAGCCGGGGGGGCGGCAGCGGAGGCGCUACAGCUAGCGCCGGCGGCGGCCUGGCGGCGGCACCGGGUGAUGUGGUGGUGCUGCCGCUCAACGGUCGUACAGUGGCGGACGUGGUGGAGUCUAAGUUCCUGAGCCGGUCCGCGAAACACAUCAGCCGGCUGGAGGAUAGCAAGUCUGAUUUGGAGCGGGUUCAUCAGGACGCGGAACGUGUGGCGGCAGGUCGUCCCCCCGUCUUCGUGUACCGCAGUGUGUACUGCCCACUCCAGGGGAUGUUCAGGGAGCUACGGCUCCGAGAUCUGGGCCUAGGGUCGUACGUGCAGGAGGCCCCCCGACCUGCCACCCUGGAGCUGCUGCCCGGGGGUGCGGGCUUCAUCAAGGACGGCGUCACGUAUCAGGUCGGCGACUUUUUGUACCUCCGCGCGGCUGCCUUGGACGAGGAGGAGGAGGAGGAGGAGAGCGACAGCGAGGACAAGGAGCAGGAUACGGGAUCAGACAGCUGCUCCGGAACAGACGAUCCGAAUUCGGAUUCCGAGGACAACGACUCGGAUUCAGAGGAUAAUGACGAGGAGGAGGAGGGCGGCAGCAGCAGCAGCGAAGGCGAGGAUGAUGAUGACGAUGAUGAUGGCGGCGAGGGAGUGGACGAGGACGUUCGCGAUGCGGCUCGGCGGAACCCGCGCCGCGCGGCUGCUGAUGCGACUGCAGCGCGGGGACGAAAGCGAGCUAGCAAGGGCAAGGAGAAGCAGAAGCAGCGUGCGAAGGCGAGGGAGACGAAAAACGCGAAGCAAAAGCAAGGGAUGAAGACGAACAGGUCCAACAACAACGGAAACACUAGCACCAAUCAGAUCGCAGCAGCAGCAGCAGCAGGGGCAGCACCGCCACGUCGGAAGCGGGCAACCACACACAAGGGCAGCAACAACGGUCUUCGGGCCUUUGCGGUGGCUAUGCUGUGGUCAGUGGAGGUGGAGGUGGAGGUGAAGGUAACCAACAAGGGGAACAACAAGAACAACCCCAGGACAGCAGGGGACGCGGCUGGGGCCGGUGUCAAGGGCAAGAAGGAGGCGAUGGCGUCGGCCGCGGAGGCGGUUGCUCCGUUCACUAUUCAGGUCCGCCGCUUUUACCGGCCUGAGGACGUGUCCCCGGAUGUGGCUUACCGAGCUGGCUGGUGGGACCUCUACAUGCCGCCGCUGUCGGAGGGAACGGAGGAGACCGGAGCGAUGCUAGAGCUGUCCGUGGAGGAGGUAUACGGCAAAUGUGACGUCGUUUUGGGCCAGCCACGACCGAAGAGUAGGUACCUGCGAGUGUCUGUGUGUGUGUUUGAUCCUGUUCUGGAUACGUUCCAAGUGGUUGGGUCGUACGACCCUCGCCAGCCCGGCGCCACACCCGGGCCCCCGCCAGCCCGUCUCCCGACACCGCCACUGCCAGCACCGCGCCAGCAGCAGUACGGCAUUGGCGCCAAGGUCAAUGGUGGCAGGGCGCGGGAGGAGGAUGGAAGGGGGGACGGGGAGGAGGACGUAGAGGCGGCAGUUCACGAAGAUGGCGGCGAGGGUAUUCAGUUGGACACGCUGGACAUCUUUGCCGGGUGUGGCGGACUGAGCGAGGGUAUGCACCAGGCCGGCGUGGCUCGUACUCGCUGGGCCAUCGAGUACGACAGUGAGGCAGCCGAGGCAUAUAAGCUCAAUAACCCGGAUGCCAAGGUCUUUUGCAACAACUGCAACGUACUGCUGCGGGCCGCCAUGCUCAAGGCCGGGUUUGAGGCGGAUUGCCUGGCUGACCCCACGUGUGUGGAGGCGGCUGCCGGACUGGACGCCGCCACCCUGGGCGACCUGCCGACCCCUGGGUCGGUCGCCCUCAUGAUGGGCGGGCCGCCCUGCCAGGGCUACUCGGGCAUGAACCGGUUCAACAAGGGGCUCUGGUCUCAAGUGCAGAACAGCAUGGUCAUGGCGUAUUUGUCGUACUGCGAUUUCUACCGCCCGCGGUACUUUUUGCUGGAGAACGUGCGCAACUUUGCGGUGUACCGCGGUGGGGAGGUGUUUCGACUUGUCGUACGGACGCUGCUGGAUCUCGGUUACCAGGUGCGGUUCGGUAUUCUCAACGCUGGCCACUUCGGCGUCCCUCAGUCCCGCAAGCGCACCUUCAUCUGGGCUGCCCUCCCUGGAGAAGUCCUACCCGAGUGGCCGACACCAAGACAUGUCUUUGUGGCGACACAGCUGGGAGUGAGGAUGGGUGGCAAUGCGGCCGCUGCUGCAGGGGGCAGCUGCGGCGGACGGAAGGGAGGCAAGGGCGCAGACGGCGUGAAGAACGGCGGUAGAGGUGGAGGUGCAGGUGGAGGUGGAGGUGGGGAUAUCGCAGGGGGUUCUUUGGCGCCCCCGGGGGGUUUCUUCUUUGCUUCGGGGACGCCGCUGCCCGGAGCACCCCUGCGGACGGUGACGGUGCGGGACGCGAUCGGAGACCUGCCGCCAAUCGACAACGACGCCAAGACGGACGUGUUGCCGUACACAGCCGUGCCAACGAGCGCCUUCCAGCGGGCUAUUCGCGGCUCGGCGGGUUCUGAGCUCCGAGACCACAUGGUAAAGCAAAUGAACGAGCUCAACCUGGAGCGAUGCAGAUGUAUACCCCGGGGGGUGCCGGGUGCCGACUGGCGUGUAUUGCUCAAGAUUGUGGCUGAGGACCCCUCCAGGGAAUUCUUCAAGGGCGAGUCGCUGGUUCCUUUCUGUCUGCCUAACACGGCUGACAGGCACAACGGCUGGCGGGGGCUGUACGGCAGGUUGGACCCCUACGGCCACUUCCCCACAGCCACCACUGAGCCCAACCCCAUGGGCAAGGUGGGUCAGGUGUUCCACCCCGACCAGGACAGAAUCGUGUCGGUGAGGGAGUGCGCCAGGAGCCAGGGUUUUCCUGACCACUUCCGAUUCUACGGUAACGUGAUCUGCCGCCAUCGUCAGGUGGGCAAUGCGGUGCCGCCACCGCUCGCUCGGGCCCUCGGACAGCAGCUGCGUCUCGCCCUCAAGGAGGGCCGAGCUCGCGAUACGAAGGAGGCCGCUGAGAAAAUCCAAUCGAUGCGAGCCCGCCGGCAGCAGCAGCCACAGCAGCAGCCACAGCAGCAACACAAGCAUAAGUAG
Messenger RNA from Volvox carteri f. nagariensis, 6834 nucleotides. RefSeq names its product maintenance DNA methyltransferase (gene met1). NCBI's taxonomy places the organism in Eukaryota, Viridiplantae, Chlorophyta, Chlorophyceae, Chlamydomonadales, Volvocaceae. Gene Ontology annotation, cellular component: nucleus. Gene Ontology annotation, molecular function: methyltransferase activity. The transcript has 38 exons. The record is from RefSeq and is a predicted model, not a curated record. The coding region runs from base 1 to 6834 and encodes 2277 amino acids.